Molecule: messenger RNA, 291 nt
Organism: Candidula unifasciata
Lineage: Eukaryota; Metazoa; Mollusca; Gastropoda; Stylommatophora; Geomitridae
Source: the annotation of a GenBank genome assembly
AUGUUUGUUUCUUCUUGGACUGAGCCUCAUAUAAACCGUUACGGUGGAUAUGGUGUAGGUGGAUAUGGUGUAGGUGGAUAUGGUGUAGGUGGAUAUGGUGUAGGUGGAUAUGGUGUAGGUGGAUAUGGUGUAGGUGGAUAUGGUAAAGGUGGAUAUGGUAAAGGUGGAUAUGGUAAAGGUGAAUAUGGUAAAGGUGGAUAUGGUAAAGGUGGAUAUGGUGUAGGUGGAUAUGGUGUAGGUGCAUAUGGUGUAGGUGCAUAUGGUGUGUGUAGGUGGAUAUGGUGUAUGUAG